Messenger RNA from Acipenser ruthenus (sterlet), 6518 nucleotides. RefSeq lists its product as uncharacterized. Gene Ontology annotation, molecular function: RNA polymerase II cis-regulatory region sequence-specific DNA binding; DNA-binding transcription factor activity, RNA polymerase II-specific. Gene Ontology annotation, cellular component: nucleus. The transcript has 34 exons. The coding region runs from base 210 to 5603 and encodes 1797 amino acids. The record is from RefSeq and is a predicted model, not a curated record. NCBI's taxonomy places the organism in Eukaryota, Metazoa, Chordata, Actinopteri, Acipenseriformes, Acipenseridae. Gene Ontology annotation, biological process: regulation of transcription by RNA polymerase II; regulation of apoptotic process; immune system process.
AAUCACAACCUUCCACAAACAUCUUCCGUCCAGAAGCUAUAAACUCGCUCCCGUUUGCAGCAGACCGCACGUCCACGUUGCAGCAGACGCUGCUCUACAGUCUAGUGGAUUGCAAUGACAAAUUACGCGCUUUGCGUCGUGAGCGAGGAAUCACACGCUACAGUGGUUGUGUUUUGCUGCGCUUCCUGUAUUGGUGUCUGUUUAAACAGAUGAUAGCGGCAGUCGCGGAACGCAUUACUCAACUCGCAUGUGAAACAGACGCGUUCUACAAGAAGAUGACGUCGAGUGGAACAAGUCUCAGUACAACAGAGGAGAGAGAUGUCACAACGCAGAAGGCCUGCUGUCUGAUUGGCUUGCUGGUGGAAAAGGGGCAUGCUGCUUGUGGGAAAUUCAUCUCCAAACUUGCAGAGAGGGACCUCAAUCUCUAUAGUACUCUUAGGCUUCUCCAUGACAGUUGGAGACUGUAUCGUAUGAUUCCAGAGUUCAUUAAGAGUGCUGCAGUGCUCGAGGGGCUGCUGAAGGACAUGCAGGAGAUGAAGCAGCUGAGUGAUGGAGAGGUGGAAGAAGUGAUGAAACAGGAAAGCACAUGGGUCAGGACCUCCCACCUGACAAGCAUUGUGAUGAGGAAGGGGGAUGCCUUCAGAGAGAACCUCCUCUCCAAACUCGGAGAGAGGAACCCCGAAUUCUACAGUGUAUAUUACCCUGAUUUGGACCCAGUUGACAGGCUAAUACAGGUGCAAUCCCAGUUUGUUGAGAGUGUGAGUGAUGCCGUGAUGGAGGAGCUGCUGAAGGACAUGCUGGAGAUGAAGGUGCUGAGCGAUGAGGAUGUGGAGGAAGUGAGGGAUGCUCCCCAGAAUACCGGGCUCCAGUCCUGGUUGGUGGAGCAGAUCAACAGUGGGCGGUACCCUGGUCUGAGCUGGACCAAUGAGGCACUAAAACAGUUUCGAAUCCCAUGGAAACAUGACGACCAGAAGGACUUGACACCUGAGGACACAAUGAUAUUCAAGGGCUGGGCAGUGGCGACAGGUUGUUACAGGGAGGGCAUUGACCAGCCCGAUCCUGCUUACUGGAGGAGGCAUUUCCAGCGCGCUGUGGAUAAAGACGAGUGCCUGGUGUUGCGUGCUGAUCACAGUCGAGAUCCAGUCGACCCACACAAGAUAUACCGGAGUGAGGACAUAUUAGCAGAUAAGAGAGCGAAAGUAAAACUGGAAAAAACUCACUGUCUGAUCAGCUUGCUGGUGGAAAAGGGGCGUACUGCUUCUGGGAAAUUCAUCUUCAGACUCGCAGAGAGGGACCUCAAUCUCUACAGGAGUCUUAGGCUUCAUCUUGACAGUAGGAUUCUGUGUCGUAUGAUUCCGGAGUUUAUUAAGAGUGCUGCAGUGCUUGAGGGCCUGCUGAAGGACAUGCAGGAGAUGAAGCUGCUGAGUGAUGGAGAGGUGGAGGAAGUGAAGAAACAGGCCAGCACACAGGACAGGAUCUCCCACCUGACAAGCAUGGUGAUGAGGAAGGGGGAUGCCAUCAGAGAGAACCUCCUCUUCAAACUCACAGAGAGGAACCCCAAAUUCUACAAUACACAUGGGCCUGAUUUGGACCCAGUUAACAGGCUAAUGCAGGUGCAAUCCCAGUUUGUUGAGAGAGUGAGUGAUGCCGUGAUGGAGGGGCUGCUGAUGGACAUGCUGGAAAUGAAGGUGUUGAGCGAUGAGGAUGUGGAGGAAAUGAGGGAUGCUCCCCAGAAUACCGGGCUCCAGCCCUGGUUGGUGGAGCAGAUCAACAGUGGGCUGUACCCUGGUCUGAGCUGGACCAAUGAGGCACUAAAACAGUUUAGAAUCCCAUGGAAACAUGAUGACCAGAAGGACUUGACAACUGAGGACACAAUGAUAUUCAAGGACUGGGCAGUGGCGACAGGUCGUUACAGGGAGGGUAUUGACCAGCCCGACUGGAGGAGGCAUUUCCAGCGUGCUCUGGAUAAAGACGAGAUCCUGGUGUUGCGUGCUGAUCACAGUCGAGAUCCAGUCGACCCACAUAAGAUAUACUGGAGUGAGGACAUAUUAGCAGAUAAGAGAACAAAAGUAAAACUGGAAAAAGCCCGCUGUCUGAUCAGCUUGGUGGUGGAAAAGGGGCGUGCUGCUUCUGGGAAAUUAAUCUCCAAACUCGCAGAGAGGGACCCCAAAUUCUACAAUACACAUGGGCCUGAUUUGGACCCAGUUGACAGGCUAAUACAGGUGCAAUCCCAGUUUGUCGAGAGUGUGAGUGAUGCCGUGAUGGAGGGGCUGCUGAAGGACAUGCUGGAGAUGAAGGUGCUGAGCGAUGAGGAUGUGGAGGAAGUGAGGGAUGCUCCCCAGAAUACCGGGCUCCAGCCCUGGUUGGUGGAGCAGAUCAACAGUGGGCUGUACCCUGGUCUGAGCUGGACCAAUGAGGCACUAAAACAGUUUAGAAUCCCAUGGAAACAUGAUGACCAGAAGGACUUGACACCUGAGGACACAAUGAUAUUCAAGGACUGGGCAGUGGCGACAGGUCGUUACAGGGAGGGUAUUGACCAGCCCGAUACUGCUGACUGGAGGAGGCAUUUCCAGCGUGCUCUGGAUAAAGACGAGAUCCUGGUGUUGCGUGCUGAUCACAGUCGAGAUCCAGUCGACCCACACAAGAUAUACUGGAGUGAGGACAUAUUAGCAGAUAAGAGAGCGAAAGUAAAACUGGAAAAAGCCCGCUGUCUGAUCAGCUUGCUGGUGGAAAAGGAGCGUGCUGCUUCUGGGAAAUUAAUCUCCAAACUCGCAGAGAGGGACCUCAAUCUCUACAGGACUCUUAGGCUUCAUCAUGACAGUAGGAUUCUGUGUCAUAUGAUUCCGGAGUUUAUUGAGAGUACUGCAGUGCUCAAUGGGCUGCUGAAGGAAAUGCAGGAGAUGAAGCUGCUGAGUGAUGGAGAGGUGGAGGAAGUGAAGAAACAGCCCCACCCAAGUCACAGGAUCUCCCACCUGACACGCAUGGUGAUGAAGAAGGAGGAUGCCAUCAGAGAAAACCUCCUUUCCAAACUCACAGAGAGGAAACCCAAAUUCUACAAUAUACAUAGGCCUGAUUUGGACCCAGUUGACAGGCUAAUGCAGGUGCAAUCCCAGUUUGUCGAGAGUGUGAGUGAUGCCGUGAUGGAGGGGCUACUGAAGGACAUGCUGGAGAUGAAGGUGCUGAGCGAUGAGGAUGUGGAGGAAGUGAGGGAUGCUCCCCAGAAUACCGGGCUCCAGUCCUGGUUGGUGGAGCAGAUCAACAGUGGGCGGUACCCUGGUCUGAGCUGGACCAAUGAGGCACUAAAACAGUUUAGAAUCCCAUGGAAACAUGACGACCGGAAGGACUUGACACCUGAGGACACAAUGAUAUUCAAGGACUGGGCAGUGGUGACGGGUCGUUACAGGGAGGGUAUUGACCAGCCCAAUCCUCCUGACUGGAGGAGGCAUUUCCAGUGCGCUAUGGAUAAAGAUGAGUGCCUGGUGUUGCGUGCUGAUCACAGUCGAGAUCCAGUCGACCCACACAAGAUAUACUGGAGUGAGGACAUAUUAGCAGAUAAGAGAGCAAAAGUAAAACUGGAAAAAGCCUGCUGUUUGAUCAGCUUACUGGUUGGAAAAGGGCAUGGUGCUUCUGGGAAAUUCAUCUUCAAACUCGCAGAGAGGAACCUCAAUCUCUACAGGACUCUUAGUCUUCAUCGUGACAGAAGGAGUCUGGUCCAUAUGAUUCCCAAGUUCAUUAAGAGUGAUGCAGUGCUCGAGGGGCUGCUGAAGGACAUGCAGGAGAUGAAGCAGCUGAGUGAUGGAGAGGUGGAGGAAGUGAAGAAACAGGCCAGCACACAGUGCAGGGCCUCCCACCUGACAAGCAUGGUGAUGAAGAAGGGGGAUGCCAUCAGAGAGAACUUCCUCUUCAAACUCGCAGAGAGGGACCCCGAAUUCUACACUAUACAUUGCCCUUAUUUGAACCCAGUUGACAGGCUAAUGCAGGUGCAAUCCCAGUUUGUUGAGAGUGUGAGUGAUGCCGUGAUGGAGGGGCUGCUGAAGGACAUGCUGGAGAUGAAGGUGCUGAGCGAUGAGGAUGUGGAGGAAGUGAGGGAUGCUCCCCAGAAUACCGGGCUCCAGUCCUGGUUGGUGGAGCAGAUCAACAGUGGGCGGUACCCUGGUCUGAGCUGGACCAAUGAGGUACUAAAACAGUUUCGAAUCCCAUGGAAACAUGACGACCGAUUGGACUUGACACCUGAGGACACAAUGAUAUUCAAGGACUGGGCAGUGGCGACAGGUCGUUACAGGGAGGGUAUUGACCAGCCCGAUCCUGCUGCCUGGAGGAGGAAUUUCCAGCGUGCGCUGGAUAAAGAUGAGUGUCUGGUGUUGCGUGCUGAUCACAGUCGAGAUCCAGUCGACCCACACAAGAUAUAUAUUAGCAAUGCAGAUUCCAGAUUGGAAGAAAGAGGCAACCGCUUGACCCUUAAGGUCACAGAAUUAACAACAUUUCGGCCUACAAUACACCAUGAGGGACACCAUAAAUACUACAGGUUUUCGUUCAAGAAAGAAGGAGAAUACCAGUGUGAGAUCACAGCUCUGAUUUUUGACAUGGUGUCUCCAGCUGAAGUUGUGUAUGGGACUGAGCAAUGGGAGAAGUGUCCCCUAGACCAGAGCUCCCUGCUUCCUGCCGGCCCGCUGUAUGAUAUAAACAGUCCAAGCGGAGCACUGAAGCAGCUUUCCUUCCCACAUUCGGAGUGCUCCCCUGAAGUUCAGAAUCACUUGAUGGUGGCACACUACAAGAAUGACAAUGUUGAGAUGAUUAAACCAAGCGAAGUGACAGAAACUCACAUCAAAAUAAAAGUCACAGAAAUGUCUCUCUUUGGUCUUGUGAGAAGAUGGCUGAAAUAUAAAAGUAAAGCUCAGGUGCUUCUGUUUCUCAGGCAGCUGACUGAGAGAAAGAAGCUGAAUGUUUUCUUGCUCUCCUCAAAUAUUGUUUUAGAUGAUGUGCAAGAGAAACAAAAAGACAGUAUUUUCAUUGAGACAAGUUCACGCUGUGUUGUGUUGGAAGAGGAAAAGUACAGCGUUUCAUGUGACCAGGAAAAUGCUCAUGUACAACCAGACACAUAUGAUUUUGUAAGAGACUACGGUCCCAACUUCCACCCAACAUUUGAAAUCUUUUUGAACAAUGACGUAAAAGGUCUGACUCUUGAAGUUUUCAAAAGCACCAAAAGAGAUGCUUCGGUCUGGUCUCGCAGAGUAUGGCUUGAUGAGACCGCCAGGUGUACCAGUAACUAUGUGCAAUCUGAAACGGCUGCCAUAAAACCGAGACCUACCCCAUUACAAGCAGGUGAGAGGUUGAAGGCGGUGCGGACGAGGCUCAUCGAGGGGCUGAACGCCUCAGUAAUCCGGGACCUGCUGGAUGACAUGCUGCACAUGAAUGUGUUGAACGAUGGCGAGGUGGAGCGUGUGAAAGAGGGGCAGACCUGCACCAAGGACAAGGCCAGCUGCCUGAUCGACAUGGUGAGGAAAAAGGGGAGUUCUGCAAGCGAGAAACUCAUCUCAAAACUUGCAGAGAGGGACCCUGUCUUAUACGUCACUCUUGGACUUCACAGGCAGUCAGUCGACUAAGAAGCAAAUAACUGCUUAUAAUAGAUUCUUCAAUAUAAAACUUGAAUCCAUCAAAACAGAACAAAAAAAUAACCCUUGGAUAUGUAGCCUAUUCAAAAUCCAGUGUCACUGCACACUAUUGUCUCCAUAGAAAAGCAUUGCACUCCGCUGUAUCAGGAAAGCUCAACCAGCUUGUAUUCAACCUCCAGUCUUGCAGGACUGGCGGAGGUGGGUUUCAUUUACAAGGCAGGGUGAAUUAUCCUAAUAUAUUCUCCAAGGCCCGGAUCAAAUCAAAACUUUGACAACCCGCUAAUCAUAAUUUACAAAACUAUACUUAAUAGUGUUUUCUUUUUUUGUAAGAAUCUUAUUUCUUCUACUCAUCUACUACUUCUACUCAUAAAAACACCUGCCCUGAGUCAAUUUCUUUUUUUUUCAAAGCCCACUUUAAUGACUAAACGUAAAAAUAGAGGUGCUGUCUAAUCUACUGGGAUUAGUAAAAUAAACCAUAGCAUGGUAGUAUUGGCGGACUGUCAAUCAAAACACAAAUCCGCAAAUCACAGCUGACAGAUUGUCUAUCUGGAGGUGGGACUCAGAGCGAGCGCUCUGGCAAUAGGUCAUUGUUAAGGUCAUGUGAUUGUUCUGCUGAGAGAGAUAAUAUUAACUAACAGAGCGUAAAAAUUCACAAUUUAAAAAAAUGACAUGCUUUUGGGAUAUUAAUUUAAGUGUGUUUAUGGAAUGUUUUUGCUUAUGAGUUGUAACUAAUACAUUUGUACUGUGGGCUAAGUUUUGAGACUUAGAUGUGUUUUUUUAUAGAAACGUUUUCAUACUAACUUUUGUACUUGAUAACAUUUAAAAUUCAUUUAAAAAUCCAAUUGAUGUCUAUGAUUAAUAUGUUUUUGUGACUAAUUUGAAGCUAUUAAAUAUAUUUCAGUAUCA